CGGUGUCCCUGGCGCCGCCCCGCUUAGGCAAGGGCUAAGCAGGGGUCGGCGGAUAUAAACAUGUUCGCACCAAUACACCGAUACUCUGAGUGUAUUCACCGAUCCGCACCGAUUGCCAUAUCGUUGUGGUGGCGUAGAACGCAAGGCGUCCAAAACCAAAAAGCGUUACAGCUUACUGGCGUAAUCACAUUUAAGGACACCGUUCGCAAGCAGGCUCCCUUGUCCUAAUUUUGUAAUUGUGCGCAAUUGCAUCUCGAUUCCUUGGGUUCAAAAAUGCCUUUGUCAGGAGGAUUAAAGGUGGGAUCUUGUCCCACAUCCUUCCCAGAUGCCCGUGACUGCGGAGUAAGGAUUGGGCCACAUGGUUCGCCUUGGCUGGCAAAAAUGGCUCUGGUUUGGAGAACACCACAGUCUUGGCGAUUCGAGGCACAAAGACGAAGCUGGAGAUGAUUUUUGAUUUGGAUUUGUGGUCCUUGCAGAUUCUGGGCAUCCAGCAUUUGGCUGGGCGUUUCAUCAUUGGACUUGGAUUUCCAUACAAUGCCUUCUGGAACUCGCCGGCUUUAGGCAAGCUGUGGUUUCGAUCAAAGCGUCGAAGAUAUCAAUCUGCGCUGGACUACUUGAAGCUUCUGAAAGAGGAAGAGCCACAUCGAAAGAUCUAUGUAAGUGGACAUUCGCUUGGAGGCGGCCUAGCACAUUUGGUUGCUUCUGAACUUCAGCUGCCUGCAGUCACAUUAUCAGCUCCAGGGGUAGUGGAAACUGCGGGCCUUUUGGGCCUGGAACCCCUAGAGCUGCAGGACCUUACGGUGAAUGUGAUUCCUGAUAGAGAUCCUAUUCCUGCAAAUAGUGGCAAGCAAGGUGGUGUGACCGUUCCAAUCCCAUGCAUUGUUGGAGAGGCACCGGAGUGCCACAGGGUAUUUAACACCAUUUGCUACAUGGCUGCAACAAUUUGUAAUUUGUUGUGCCAUGCAGCACGCUGGAGCUGUCUGAGAAGCUUGGCAUUUACAGACCAACAUAUACUUGCAACAUGGGUUGGCAAUACGACACACACACACACCAAUCCAUCUACUUGCAGGCAUGCUGCUGAAGCAAUGUGGAGAUCCAAUCCAACGCAAUAUACCAUGCAACUUCUGCCCGAUGGAGGCCGAUCAUCAUCAUUCUUGCGAGCAGAA
This is a messenger RNA of Durusdinium trenchii, 1166 nucleotides long. Lineage: Eukaryota; Dinophyceae; Suessiales; Symbiodiniaceae. The record is from the annotation of a GenBank genome assembly.